Molecule: messenger RNA, 2805 nt
Organism: Nicotiana attenuata
Lineage: Eukaryota; Viridiplantae; Streptophyta; Magnoliopsida; Solanales; Solanaceae
Product: protein MALE DISCOVERER 2-like
Exons: 14
Coding region: 524-2656 (710 amino acids)
Biological process (GO): protein phosphorylation
Molecular function (GO): protein kinase activity; protein binding; ATP binding
Source: RefSeq, a predicted model, not a curated record
UCAUGAAAUGUGACAAAUUGACAAUUUUACUUCUGCAACAAAAGCAGCAAAAAGAUUUCAUUGACAGUCCUGUUUGUCCCCUACUUUCUGAUAAAGGUUGAAUUUUGGAGAUAGAGGUUGAAUUUUGGAGAUUCAUCAGCCUGAGUUUGUGUCAUUGUUUGGUGAAAUUGGAGGUGUUGUUGUAGCCUAAGCUUUAGAGAUUCAUCACCCUGAGUUUGUGUCAUUAUUUGGUGAAAUUGGAGGUGUUGUUGUAGCCUAAGCUUUAGAAACUUAGAAAAAUGAGAGACCCCAAUUUUGUCAAUUCUAUCAAUAUGGUUAAUAUUUUUUCUUUAUUUUGUAAUAUAGUUUGUGAAUAGUGUAGAAGUUUUAUAGAUAAGCAAAUAGUGGUGUACUUGCUCUUGUUUUUUUAUAACUUAUUUCGUGGGCCCGAGUGAUUUCAAUUGCUUGGAGAGUGUGGCACUUUGUAUAGUGUUAGCAGAUAUUGUUACUGCCUUAACCACGGAUACAUAUUGUUCUGCAAGCCAUGGGGGGUAGAUGGAAUACAUAUGGAAUCAAGUUAUCGUAUCUUGCUCUUUUGAUUAUCGUUUUAGACAUUCGCGGUUGUUGUUCUCUUAAUUCUGAAGGAUUGGCAUUACUGAGAUUCCGAGUGAAAGUGGAUUCUGAUCCAUAUGGCAUUCUUGAAAACUGGAACCCAGAUCAGUGUGACCCAUGCGUGUGGUCUGGUGUCCAGUGUAAGGAUGGUAAAGUGCAAAUGUUGGACCUUCAUGGAUAUUCAUUGAAAGGAAUACUCGCACCAGAACUUGGAAAUCUCACUCACUUAAAAUCACUUGUGCUUUCUGAAAACCAUCUCUCUGGUCCUAUUCCUAAAGAAUUUGGACGUCUCAGAAUGCUGGAGGUGCUUGACUUGAGGGAUAAUAAGUUGAGUGGAAGAAUUCCAGCAGUAAUAGGAGAUUUGCAAUCACUUAGAAGAUUGUUGAUUUGUGACAAUAACUUCAAAGGGAAGGUUCCUGUGGAAAUUUGGAAGCUUCAUCUGCUCUCAGAAUUUCAAUUUGAUGAUUACCUCACCUCUGGAGUUGCUUCCGGAAAUGGCUGCAUAAACAGAAAACUUGGGCAUUGCAUCAGGCGUGGAAGUUUGAGGCGAUUUAAGACCAUAGGCUCCUUUAUCAGACCAAUUAAAGGGACGCUUACGUGUUAUCUUAGUUUCUUCACACUGUUCCCUGGCUUUUUGGGUGAUCAUGCAGACUUAUGCUCUGACAACCUACAAGGUUCACUAAGGCCUCACUUCAUCCACGCCGUACAGAACCAAGGAAACACUGUACGUCGUAAGUUAGUUGAACAAUCCAGUAACCUUGCUGCUGUUCCUGCCAAUGGAGGGAAACCAUUGGGACCUGUUGUUCCUAUGCCAAACAGCAGAAGUAGUGGUUCCUUUCGUGCUGUACCAAAUACUGUGGGAGCUCCUCCUCUUCCAAUUAUACCAUCCUCACCUCGACAGCAUGAGCCUCAAACUCCUCAGGGACAUUCUAAUGGUGCCGUUAAACAGCCAACUGCUAGUCAAGCCCCACCUGGUAGAAAAUCUGCAAGUACAUGGAAGUAUAUAGGAAUUGGCAUUGGGGUUUUUCUGGUUGCUAUUUUUGUGUGCCUGAUCUUCAUCUGCAAGAGCAAAGCUGUGCAAACAAUAGGCCCUUGGAAGACUGGAUUGAGUGGACAGCUGCAGAAAGCAUUUAUUACAGGGGUCCCAAAACUAAACAGGUCCGAGCUUAUAACUGCAUGUGAGGAUUUUAGCAACAUCAUUUGCAAUCAAGAUACAUUUACUGUCUACAAGGGAACUCUAUCCAGUGGAGUAGAGAUUGCUGUUGUGUCAACUCCUAUAAAUUCUCUGAAAGAUUGGUCCAAGCGUUCUGAACUGGCCUUCAGGAAGAAGAUCGAUUCACUCUCAAGGAUAAACCACAAGAAUUUCACUAAUCUAAUUGGAUACUGUGAGGAAGAUGAACCUUUCACAAGGAUGAUGGUCUUUGAGUACGCUCCAAAUGGAACUCUUUUCGAGCAUCUGCAUGUUGAAGAAGCUGACCCUCUUGACUGGCCUUCAAGAAUGAGAGCUAUAAUGGGGACAGCAUAUUGUCUUGAGUACAUGCACAAUUUGAAUCCUCCAUUGUACCAUUCUGAUGUGAAUUCACAGGCCAUAUUUUUUACUGACGAUUAUGCUGCUAAGAUUACAGAGCUUGCUUUCUGGUCUGAAAUACUAGUCAAGUCAAAGUCCGCCAGUGGUGAUAUAGAAAACUCUGAGCUGCCACCACUUGCUGAUCCCGACACAAAUAUCUAUAGUUUUGGGAUCUUGUUGCUGGAAGUAAUUUCUGGAAAGUCGCCUUACUCAGAACGAGAGUCUCUUUUGAACUCGGCGGAGCAAUACCUUAAUGAUAAGCAGAAUCUGAGCAGCUUGGUUGAUCCAACAUUGAAGUCCUUCAAAAAUAAUGAGCUUAUGGUUAUAUGUGAGGUAAUCAGAGAAUGUCUUCGAGAAGAUCAAAGGAAAAGACCAACUAUAAAGGAAGUCAUUAAAAAGCUAAGGGAAGCGAUUGAUAUAUCACCUGAGGCUGCAGUUCCAAGGCUAUCUCCUCUCUGGUGGGCUGAACUCGAGAUUCUAUCCUCCGAGGCAGCUUAAACCAGACUAGUGUGUCUAUAUUUGUAAGUCGAGCAUUGCGUUGCUAUGUAUAAAUGCGCUAAAAUAUACCUCACUAAUGUCAACUGCAAGUCCUGUGUAACCAUUUUUCUGUUUCUAAUAGUAUAAAGUUAGUUCAUUCUUUCGAAAAA